Penicillium samsonianum is the source of this 2022-nucleotide messenger RNA. RefSeq names its product sodium:neurotransmitter symporter family protein. The record is from RefSeq and is a predicted model, not a curated record. Gene Ontology annotation, cellular component: membrane. Gene Ontology annotation, biological process: sodium ion transmembrane transport. The transcript has 2 exons. Lineage: Eukaryota; Fungi; Ascomycota; Eurotiomycetes; Eurotiales; Aspergillaceae. The coding region runs from base 1 to 2022 and encodes 673 amino acids.
AUGGUACUCGCCCAGUAUCUGAAGAAGGUCGUUGGCUGGAUCGCUCCUCCUCCGAAAAAAUCGGAAGAUGGACGUGAUCAAUGGCCCUCCCGAGCGGCUUUCCUGCUGGCCGCCAUGGGAGGCUGCGCCGGUCAGGGAAAUCUGUUGCGAUACCCCUCGGUGGUCUACAAUAACUACGGACUGCAAUGGUUUAUCCCGUACCUGUUGGCCGUGUUCGCCAUCGCCAUUCCGGCCCUUAUUCUCGAGAUUGCGAUUGGACAAGCCUAUCGUGGCGGGACAGUGAUCGCGUUCAAUAAUAUCAACCAUCGGCUGAAAGGCGUUGGCAUGGGCCCGAUUUUGAUCAGUUUUGUCGUCGUGCAAUACUUUACGGUCAACUUGGCGUGGAUCAUGAACUAUUUCCGCAACUCCUUCCGGAGCCCACUGCCAUGGGAGGGCAGAAUCGAGGAAUUCUACAUGGGCAAUGUCGUCGCCAAUGUGGAUCCUGUCGUGGGCAAUCUCACUGCUGGCAAUGGCGCCGUUGCCCACUAUACCGUAUACCCCGGUGUUGCCCUUAUUGGUGAGACAGUCGGCUGGAGCGCCUUCAUAUGGUUUCUCAUAUGGAUUUCCAUCUUCCGUGGAGUGGGCCUGACGGGUCGCGUCGUCUACUGGACGAUGGGUCUGCCGAUUGUCACCACCAUUAUUAUCGUCGGUCGCGCCUGUUCACUGGAAAAUGCGAGUGAGGGUGUCCGACUCUUAUGGGCGACAUGGAGAAGUGACCAACUAGCCUCGGGAACUGUCUGGCAAACCGCUGUCGGACAGGUCUUUUUUUCCACCGGCAUUGGUUUCGGUUAUUUCACUUCCUACGCUUCCUAUAACUCCAAACACUCCAAUGCCGUCAUGGACGCGAUUCUCAUCUGCGGAAGUAACAUCCUGUUUGAAAACGUUGCUGCAUUUGCCGUAUUUGGUGUUGUAGGCUACCUUCGACGUUGGCCACAGGAUGGCGAGAGAUUGGGUGCAUUCGUGGUCGGUUUCCUGACACUUCCCGAGGCUGUGCUUCACAUGCCCGGUGCGAAUUGGUGGGCUUUCCUUCUAUUCUUUACCCUGGUUGUUCUCGGGUUUAGUUCGGCCUUUGUGAUGCUCGACGCGGUAGCUACAUUGGCUGUGGAUUCGGGCGUGAAGAUGUCACGUCCGAUGAUUGUGACCAGCCUCACAAUAAUAUCAUUCCUUAUGUGUUUGCCAUACUGCACCCAAUUUGGAUUCUACCUGCUGGAUGGAAUCGACCGAUGGAUUAACAAUGUGGCCUUGAUCUUUGUUGUGUGGUCAGAGCUUGUCGGUGCAACCACCGUUUAUCGCUGGCACGACGUGGUGAGCCAGACAGGGCUGCCUGCUUUUGCUAUGUAUAAUUUCGGAUACUUUGGUGGCCAGAUUGUUGGAGUUGCCGUCGCACAUGGUACCUCGAAUCCGGCAGCUGGCGCUGGCGCCGGGUUUGGGUUGUAUAUCGGCUGUUCAAUUAUUUCCGUGCUCAUCGCCACGGACCUGAGUAUCAAAGCCGCCAGCUUCUGGGGACAGAACCCUCUUCUCGGUCGAUUUUGGUAUCUAGCUUUCUACUCUGGUAAUCAACUAAGACGCGACCUGAACGGCGUCGUUGGUGGUAAUGGAAACUGGAACAUACCUCGUUUCUGGCCCAUUCUACUCCGGUAUGUCAGCGCACCUAUUCUGGCGAUUGUGUUCAGCUUCGCAUAUCCUGAAUUCUAUACCCUGCGAUACGACCCAAUGAUGAUCGCCGGAUUUAUUCUGGCGCACUUUUGUUUGCUCCUGAUUCUGCUCGGUUUGGUGUUUCCGCGAUACUACAAUGUCUUUAUUCCACCUCACCGGAGGGCCGAGGGCACCGAAGUGACGACUGCCAAUCAGCCCAAAGAACAGGACUUUGUCCCAGAUGUUGGGGUGUUUGACUUUGAAUCAGGCAUGCCAGAGUCGAUUUCGGGCCGGAAGUGUUCUGAUAGGAUAAAUACUGAACCUUCGAUGGCGGUGCCGAAGCUAUAG